This is a messenger RNA of Helianthus annuus (common sunflower), 1100 nucleotides long. RefSeq names its product bifunctional monothiol glutaredoxin-S16, chloroplastic. The transcript is spliced from 2 exons. NCBI's taxonomy places the organism in Eukaryota, Viridiplantae, Streptophyta, Magnoliopsida, Asterales, Asteraceae. The record is from RefSeq and is a predicted model, not a curated record. The coding region runs from base 86 to 964 and encodes 292 amino acids.
CCUAUGUGGCGCCAACUGGGUGAAAUAAUAAUCUCAGAUUAGUAUUAUCAUCAUCAUCAUCAUCAGCUAAACGGAAGCACUCUCAAUGGCGGCGAUGAACCUCUCAUCACCAUCUUUCACAACCACUGCCACCUCCUCCUUCCUGUCCGCCAAUCGCACUAAAACCCUACUUUCUCACUCCUCCUACACCAAAAAUCCCUCCAUCUUCUCCCCAAUUCCACUUAAAAUUACCCACACAACCAAAAACCCUCGCCCUUAUCUCAAUCUCGUCGUUUCUGCCAUCGGAAAGCUCUCGGAAUCGGAAACUGUCCCCGUUUCAUCCGUUUUCCCUUCGGCUUCCGGUGUUUACGCUGUCUAUGACAAGAAUGGUGAUUUGCAGUUUGUGGGGUUGUCACGCAACAUUCAGGCGAGUGUUCUGUUUCACCAGAAAUCAGUGCCGGAGCUUUGUGCUUCCAUCAAGGUUGGAAUGGUGGAUAAUCCGGAUAGAACAUCAUUAACCGAAGCAUGGAAAUCAUGGAUGGAAGAACAUAUAGAAGUGACCGGAAAAGUGCCACCUGGCAACGAGAAAGGAAACACGACGUGGGUCCGCCAAGCACCCAAGAAAAAGAGUGAUCUAAGGAUCACACCAGGUCCAAACACGAAACUAACCGUUCCAUUAGAGGAACUAAUAGACCGUAUGGUCAAAGAAAACAAGGUGGUGGCUUUCAUCAAGGGGUCAAGAAGUGCUCCACAAUGCGGUUUCUCACAACGGGUGGUUGGGAUUUUGGACUCGGAAGGUGUGGAUUAUGAGAGCGUGGACGUGUUGGAUGAAGAACAUAAUAGUGGAUUGAGGGAGACCCUGAAGAGGUAUAGCAAUUGGCCUACUUUCCCACAAGUGUUUGUGAAUGGUGAAUUGGUUGGAGGGUGUGAUAUAUUGUCGUCUAUGCACGAGAAGGGCGAGCUUGCUGGUCUUUUUAAGCAGUGAAAAGAUCAAUAACCACGUCAUGUGUUUUCUCUUGUAGUACUUUGUAUUUGUGGAUUAUUACAGAAAUCCCUUAUUUACAUCAUUUAGUUUUAUAUCAUUUGAACCAUAAAGUCUAACGAGUUACAAAUUUCAGUUA